AUGACAUUCAAGAACCGGGCGAAAGCUCGUGCUCAAACAAUUCGAAAGUUUGAAAGCAGAACUGUGGAUCCUUUGUCAAAAGGUGUUGCUGACAAGCCCAAGUGCCAAUCACCAGACAACCAUGCACGAAGCGCCAUCGCGGCCCUGACAGGGAAGGGCUUGGAGUUGCAAGUGUCCAAAUCGCCGCAUUUAUUGGACGGGAAGCAGUACGACCAAAUCGUCUCCCUUCGGAACAACGACCGCAACAGACACUACCGGGAAUGUACGCAACAUGCUGCAGAACAGAUUGGAGUCCCGGAGAAGAGUGGCAGCCGACCAAGAAGGCGGCAGAUCGACAUCCUGGGCUUCUCCGCUGGCGUGAAGGAUAAACUUUGCUAUGCAAUCGAUCGACGGGUUGCCCCUUCGGUGGCUGAGAGCAGUGCGCCUGAGGAGGAAGCACCAGUUGAAUCUCAGCAUGAUGAUGAUGAUGAUGAUGAUGAUGGUGGUGUCGCUGAUGCUGGUCAAGUGACACAAGAAGAGGCGAGACGAGGUGACAAGAGGUGUGGAGAGUUGAAAAAAUGUGAAAAGAGGUGGGACGAGUUGCAACGAGAUGAAAGGAGUUGCGAACAGGACGACAUUGGCAAGGCUUCUGGGCAAAACCCAGCAUCUAUGAUUUGCCUACGGAGGUGGCCGUGGCGGAGCUUCAACCCUUUGGAACAGCAACUGGCGCAUCAUCCAUCCUUUGUAUUUGCAGAGGUCUUGUUCUUUCUGCUCUCUGGGUUUGCAUUUCUUCAUGCAGCCUGCGAAUCCUACGCCAAAGAGGAAAGGCGAUUGAUGCUGAUUUGGGUUGCCACUUUCAUAGUAGGCACCGUCAAUGACUACAUCUUCAUGCUCCUUCCUGUGGUUGACAAUUUUUGGCAGGCUCAGGGCUUGAUCAUGCUGACUCCCCGAAUGCCACUGUAUAUCCCCUGCGUGUACAAUGGCUUCAUGUAUUGGUCUACUGUUGCGGCAGCCAGAGUUUUUCGACAUGCACGCAGCAGUGCGUUAGCAGAAGCGAGCUUUGCAGGCUUGCUCGCCAUGAUCUUCUAUGCUCCUUACGACAUGUGUGGCGCAAGAUUCCUCUGGUGGACUUGGCACGACACAGACCCCGGUGUGGCACUCCGCUGGUUGGGCGUUCCGGGAGGGAGCACCGCAUGGACCAUCACUUUCACGGCUUGUUUCUCCCUCUUGCUGCGCCUAGGAGCGGAUCUUGGAUGGAGUCAAGUCAAGACACUGGCCUUGGCCUGCUGGUCUACCCCUCUCAUGAUCAUAGUGCUCAACGUUUUCACAGUUCUUGGCUUGGAUAGGAUCGGAAUGCCUGGUCCGCAAACAGUUUUGGCUGCUACUCUUUGCUUUGCAGCGAUGUGCAUUUGCCAACCGAAGCCGGAGGCUUGGCCUCAAAAGAAGGCGCAACUUCUCAAUGGCCCAGAGCAUUGGUCGGUCCGUGCAAUGCUUUGCACAUAUUUUGCAACGCUGGUCCUGGUGGGCUUACUCUUCUCUCCAGAGAAGCAGGUGUCCACUGGCGUUCAUCAGCAAUUUGGCUCGUGUGAUGCUACCGACAUCGACCUGAUGGGUUAUGAGCGCAAGCGUUACAUUUGCCGCGAGCGUUUCCCUACGACCUACUUCCAUUUUGAAUGCCGAAUGCCCGAGGCGGGAAUGGAACAGAUCACCCCAGAGGCAGCCUUGACAGAUGGAGUGGCCUCCUGGUACACUAUCUGCGGACAGCCGCACGCUGACUAUCAGAAUUGGCUUUCUGGCUUGCUGGUCCUGUGUGGAACAGGUGCUUUGCUAUUCUUGUUUGCUUUCUCAACAUAUCUCAAGGAGGAAUCUGGAUGCAAGAUGCCUCCGUCUGUGGUGGAAAGCGAAAACCCGGAAGUGAAGGUCUCGGAUGAGCUUGGAAAGCGGCAACCUCGUUCAUCUACUCCUCGUCGGAAAGGCAAGUGA
Molecule: messenger RNA, 1962 nt
Organism: Cladocopium goreaui
Lineage: Eukaryota; Dinophyceae; Suessiales; Symbiodiniaceae
Source: the annotation of a GenBank genome assembly